Zeugodacus cucurbitae (melon fly) is the source of this 616-nucleotide messenger RNA. RefSeq names its product peptidyl-prolyl cis-trans isomerase NIMA-interacting 4. The record is from RefSeq and is a predicted model, not a curated record. Gene Ontology annotation, molecular function: DNA binding; peptidyl-prolyl cis-trans isomerase activity. The transcript has 2 exons. Bases 98 to 505 code for a protein of 135 amino acids. Gene Ontology annotation, biological process: rRNA processing. Lineage: Eukaryota; Metazoa; Arthropoda; Insecta; Diptera; Tephritidae.
CUUUGAAGUCAGCUGUCAACAAGAAAAUCUAACCUAGAAUUUGCAAGUUUCCUUCUUUUUACAAUCGUCAGCUUUAUAGAAAUAAACAAUUUCCAAAAUGCCACCGAAAAAGGAUGCAAAGGGUGGAAAGGAUAACAAAGCGUCUGGAAGCAAAAGAGGUGGUGCCGCAGCCGGUGAAGAAAAAGGUUCUACAGGUAAGGAAAAGAAAGGCGGAAAUGCAGUGAAAGUGCGGCAUAUUCUGUGCGAAAAGCAAGGAAAAAUAUUAGAAGCCCUUGAAAAGCUGAAAGCUGGCCAAAAAUUCCCCGAAGUAGCGACGGCUUAUAGUGAAGAUAAAGCGCGACAAGGUGGCGAUUUAGGUUGGCAAAUUCGUGGUGCCAUGGUAGGACCUUUCCAAGAUGCAGCUUUUGCUUUGCCCAUAUCGAAUGUGAACAACCCUGUUUAUACAGAUCCUCCCAUAAAGACGAAAUUUGGCUAUCAUAUUAUUAUGGUUGAAGGAAAGAAAUAAAAAAAAAAAAAACAGAUUAAAGCUGUAAGCUUUCGUUGAUUUUGAAUUGAUUUUGUAUUAAAAAAAUUAAUUUUUAAUUACACAAUUUAAUAAAUACACUUUUAUAAGUUA